GCUCAGUGUAGAGGCAGAUCAAAAAAUGGCUGCGUCGAGAUUUGUAAAUUGUUUGUUUAUAUUUUUAAUUUUUCAUUAUACAUCAGCUGUGAUCCAAAAGAGACCUGCUCUGAACGAAGACCCAGAAGAAGAUGAGGACUACACUGAUAACUAUCCAGGCAAACCGCCUCCGGAUUUUCUGGAUAGACAAGAAAAUGUCAAUACUCUACAGUAUGUACAACAGAAAGGGUUCAAGUGCCAUUCGUGUAAUCCACCCAAUUGUGAUCAUCCUACUAUUUGCCAUAACGCUGUGCAGUGCUGGAAAUCUAGAGUCAGAGAAAGCUCAGGUGAUGAAAGUGUUUCAAGAGGCUGCACAACUAAAUCAGAACAGUUGAUAUUCGUGUGCAAAACUCCAUCUUUCACUGCCCAAGGCAAACGCCAUGCCAGCGGACAGUAUCGUGUAGAUUGUUGUGAAGGUGAUUAUUGUAAUAAUGGCACCUUUCCCAACCUACCACCAGUGUUCAAAGAAGCGCCCGGUUCAUAUUCAGAGUCGUUUAUGUUUGGCUUGAAAAUGGUAGCCGCGAUUUUGGGUCCUGCAAUAGUGCUCGGAUCUAUGGGGCUACUAGUGUUAUAUUUUUUGAGGAAAAUACAUAGGAAUAGACUAUGUAAUGAGACCAGAUUGGACCCAGAACAAUAUUAUGCCACAGAUGAACUGUUAAGAGCCACCGCCGCUGGUGAUAGCACAUUAAGAGAAUAUUUGGAACAUUCAAUGACAUCGGGAAGUGGUUCGGGACUGCCUCUAUUGAUUCAACGCACUAUGGCUAAACAAAUUUCCCUUGUGGAGUGUAUAGGCAAAGGCAGAUACGGAGAAGUGUGGAGAGGCGUUUGGCACGGUGAAAAUGUGGCGGUGAAAAUAUUUUUUUCCAGAGAUGAAGCCAGUUGGAAUAGGGAAACUGAGAUUUAUAGUACAAUAUUACUCCGUCACGAAAACAUCUUGGGCUACAUCGGUUCCGAUAUGACAUCGAGAAACUCAUGUACCCAACUCUGGCUUAUCACUCACUAUCACUCGUUGGGAAGUUUGUACGAUUAUUUAAACCACACCACUCUGAGCCACGCACAAAUGAUAAUGGUAUGUUUAUCCAUUGCUAACGGCUUGGUACAUUUACACACGGAAAUUUUUGGGAUGCAAGGCAAGCCUGCUAUAGCUCACCGAGACAUUAAGUCAAAAAACAUUCUGGUGAAAAGCAACGGGACUUGUUGCAUAGCCGAUUUCGGAUUGGCAGUGACUCACACUCAAACCACUGAUAAGCUUGACAUUGGUUCUAAUCCUAGGGUUGGUACCAAAAGAUAUAUGGCCCCAGAAGUUUUGGAUGAAACGAUACGUAUGGAUUGUUUCAAUUCCUUCCGCAAGUCUGAUAUUUACGCUUUCGGUCUAGUGCUGUGGGAAAUUUGCAGGCGAACAAUCAGUAAUGGUAUUGUGGAAGACUACAAACCGCCAUUUUCUGAUGUGGUACCGAGCGAUCCUAGUUUCGAAGAUAUGAGAAAAGUGGUGUGCGACGAUCAGCAAAGGCCCAUUGUACCCAAUAGGUGGACCAGUGAUUCGGUUCUGAGCGGUAUGGCGAAAAUAAUGCGAGAAUGCUGGCACCAGAACCCCAACGUCCGUCUUCCCGCUCUCAGAAUCAAAAAAUCCCUCGUCAAAUUAGCCAAUUCGGACAACUUGAUCAUACUAGAAGAUGUCGAGGUGUGCGUCUGAUUGCAAACAAUAAGAGGUAAACAAAAAUCGGUAUCUAUGGUCUUAGGUUUCGUGUACUUAGACUGUGAAUUAAAAAAAAAAUGUAAGGCCAUAAUAUACAUAUACUAAACUAAGGCUAUUUUUUUAAGCAACAAAAAAACUGAUCUUAAGUUAAGUGCCAUUUAUGCAUUUUUCUAGAUAAUAAGAUAUCUAAAUUAGGAUAAUUUUGGUUUAAGUUUUUUCUAAAGUGCCAGGUUAAUUUUUAUGUCUAUUGUGGAAUUACAAUUUUCCCAUAUCAAAAUGGCUUCAUAAAGAAGCAGAAUGAUAAGUAUUUGAUUUUUACAAUUGCUUCUUAUAAAAUCAAGACUAAUUAGUUCUAGAACUGAUAUAUGAAAAAAAUUAAUGAAAACUUAUAAAGUACAGGGUGUACUGACUAAUCUAAAUAUUAUUAGCCCAUUCAAAAUUCAAAUAAACAAUAAAUAUCAAGCUAGAAAAAUAUUUUGUUUGAAAAAACUGCUUUUAUUUUGAAGAAAAUACAUUGUUCAAAACAAUAUAAUUUUUUUUAUUAAUAAAGGCCCCAAAAUCUCACUUCACAUGACGUGCAGAAAAUUAUGUUACACAAAUCAAUAGUUUUUAGUUGUUUUGCAUCUUUACCUAAUGCUCAGAAUCUCAUCAUUUUGAAAUUUAGUCAGAUUUUUUAGGCUUUAUAAACUUGAAAAACUUAGAAUUUUUCAACGUCUCAAGAGUUCAGAAGUCUUAAAUUAGCAGAGGGUUAAAAAUUGCAUUUAACAACUUUUUAAAAAUUGGCACUGACUUGAAAAUAUUGCAACAUCCUGUACAAGAAAUCCACAAUAGACAGUGUGAUUGUUGAUUUUUGAAACAUUUAGCUUUAAUUUCUUUUAAGUAAUUUGUUCCAUUAGGACAUUAAGUUGAUGUUAUUAAUUCUGAUUACUUAUUGUUUGUGUAUGGAAAAUUUCGCAAUACAAUGUUGACAAAUUAUUUAAAAUUUAUGCCAUAUUUUUAUUCUUGACUUUUGAAAUUCAAAAGAAAAGGGAUUUAUUAACAUAUCAAUGUAUAUUUUUAGCACAUCGUUUUGUUAUGUUAGAUGAUAAGUUGCUCAUUAAUCUUGCAAUAAGAAAAUUAAGUUUGUUGAAUUUUUCUUUUGGAAAAAAAUUGUUGAUUUUUUUAUGUCAGCAAAGUAAUGCGAAAUUUGAUUGAUUGACAAAGAUUUGUCUACUUAUUUUAGAUUUAAGGUAUGUAAAUACAAUUGUAUUUGUCACAAAAAAAAAUGAUUUCAGGUGCCAAACUAGAUUAAGAUUUCUUUGAUGCCAUUUUAUAUUGUUUGUAGAUUUUAAGUCGUCGCAUUUUGAUAGUGGAAUUAUUUGUUUCAAGCCUGGAAUAGUUUUGUAUGGUUUCUGAAACAAUCCUUUUCCAUGAUAAUCACAUUUGAUGACCAUUUAAUUUUCAAUUAUUUUACAAUAAACUUGAGAAACCACAGAAAAAUAUUCUAGGGGUUCACAACUUACCCAAGAGCUGGAAAUUUUUUGAACUUCUUCAAACUUUUAUUUAAAUUCUAUACAGUUAAGACAAUCAUGUAUUAAUUAUUUGGUGUGCUUUGAUGUCUCUUCUUAUAACUAUCAGAUUUUAAGCAAUCGUCUUGUUGUUAAUAUUUUUUUUGAAAAUCAGGAAAAUUUUUGAAACUUUUGGAAUGAAAAAAGGAAAAUUAGGAGCUCAUUAAAAAAUCAAUUUGAGAAACUGUCAUUGGAAAAAUUUUGGAAUUUGUAGAGUGAAAAGAGGAAGCUUAUAGGUUCAUUAAGCAAAAGUUUCAAAUUUAUCAAGUAAAAAACAAAGAUUUGAGAAAUUCUUGAAAAUCAACUUUGAAAAACUUGGAUCAAUUACAACCCCGCACUCUCCAAUGAUUUUCUGAGAAAUUAUUUUUGAGAAAAUUUUGAAACUUUUGAGCAAAUUUAUUACAAAAAUAUAUUUAAACAAUUCUCACGACGAUUGCUUAUUUAGUUCUUAAAUAUAAACCAAUUUAUGUAUUAUGUAAUUUCCUCCUGUUACUACAUUAUAGUAAGUUACAAUCACAAAAUACUCAAAUUUUAGUCCCUAAACUCGUAAAAAACAGUUCAAAUCAAAAAAACAAGUAAUAUUUAU
Molecule: messenger RNA, 3868 nt
Organism: Ceutorhynchus assimilis (cabbage seed weevil)
Lineage: Eukaryota; Metazoa; Arthropoda; Insecta; Coleoptera; Curculionidae
Source: the annotation of a GenBank genome assembly